AUGGAGACGCCCAUCGAGCGGGAGAUCCGCCGCAGCUGCGAACGCGAGGAGAGCCUGCGCCGGAGCCGCGGCCUGAGCCCGGGUCGCGCGGCCCAGGAGCUGGUGGCGCUGCGCGUGCGGCCGGUGCUCACGCGGCCCGGCCCGGGCCCCGCGCGGCCGCGCGCCUUGGAGCGCGCGCGGGCCGGAGCGCAGAUGCAGCGCGACAUCGCGCGCGAGGCUCACCGGCAGGCGGCGCUCGCGCCCCCCGCGGCCCCCGAGCCCCACGCCCCGCCGCCGCCGCUGGGCGAGCUCAGGCGCUUCUUUGAGGCCGCCGCGGGGAGCGGCUCGUCCGCAGCGUCGGAGGGCAGCGCGGGAUCGCAGCGGCUGUCCGAUCCUCCCGCAGGCCGGCCGCGAUCGGCCGUGCAGGGCCGGUGCCCUGGGCUGCCGCGCGCCCCGCCGCCUGGCGCGCCUUCGCUGCUGGAGCUGGAGGUGCGCGAGGCGCUGGAGCGCGAGCGAGAGCUGCUGCGCCAGCGACACUGCAUCUAUGGCACCGCCGAGUUCAAGGAGCCCGCGCCCAGCCUCACCACGAGCAGAGGCGACGGAAAAUUGGCGGUGAUCUGGCCCCCCCCCAGAAAGAUCUCAGAGAAUGGCCUGGAACAGGAAGAGCGCAAACCUUGA
Castor canadensis (American beaver) is the source of this 657-nucleotide messenger RNA. RefSeq names its product MISP family member 3 (gene Misp3). Lineage: Eukaryota; Metazoa; Chordata; Mammalia; Rodentia; Castoridae. The record is from RefSeq and is a predicted model, not a curated record.